Molecule: messenger RNA, 378 nt
Organism: Peronospora belbahrii
Lineage: Eukaryota; Oomycota; Peronosporomycetes; Peronosporales; Peronosporaceae
Source: the annotation of a GenBank genome assembly
AUGGACGACCUUUACACGGAACACGUCGAGAGCGCAGACAAGACAUCGAUACAGGACCAGAUGGUUCAUUUUGAAGAAAUGGCUAAAUUUGUGAACGCCCGCAUUUUCGAACUCUUUACAGAGAAGAUGAACGAUGGCAAUAAAAGAACGACUGAAAGAAAAGAUUUUAUGACUGCUGGAAGAAUGAAGAGAUGUGUUGAUGAAGACACGAAUGAAAUUGUCAAGGAUAUACUGCUUAUAGGUUUGGAGAGUAUUUUCGAAUACAAAUACAACGUAGAAGAUGAAGUCGCAGUUGCUCUCGCGGAAGCCGCAAGUAAAGAUAUCAUCAAAAAAUACGUUCCGAAAAAGUCUCUUGUUCAGAAGAAGACGCCAGAAUAA